Messenger RNA from Molossus molossus (Pallas's mastiff bat), 2484 nucleotides. It is a transcript of the gene CARD14, whose product is annotated as caspase recruitment domain family member 14. The transcript has 16 exons. Gene Ontology annotation, molecular function: protein binding. The record is from RefSeq and is a predicted model, not a curated record. Lineage: Eukaryota; Metazoa; Chordata; Mammalia; Chiroptera; Molossidae. Gene Ontology annotation, biological process: regulation of apoptotic process. The coding region runs from base 298 to 2484 and encodes 728 amino acids.
CUGCUGUUCAGCCGAGACUGUCAGAGACUGUCACGGUCGUCCCUCCUGGAGGACCAGGACGGGCAGCAUGGAGUCGGUCCUGAGGAGCGCAGUCUUUGGGGGCCUGAACUUUGAGUUUUGGAGCAAGUCACAUGGUGUGAAGUAGUCGUCAGAUCACCUCGCAGUGGUUUGGCAGGCUCUUCUGCCCGGCCCGGUCCUGCCCGGGGUCCUGCAGCCAGGAGGAGACACCGGGCCCAUCGCCCCCUGACCAGCUCCUGCGUGGACAAGCGGACGCUUCUCUUGGGCAGGGCCCCGGCCAUGGCAGAGCUGUGCCGCACGCACUCCGCGCUGACCGCGCUGGACGAGGAGACGCUGUGGGAGCUGACGGAGGGCCACCGCGCCAGGAUCGUGCGCAGCGUGUGCCCCAGCCGCCUCACCCCCUACCUGCGCCAGGCCCGCGUGCUGAGCCAGCUGGACGAGGAGGAGGUGCUGCACAGUCCCCGCUUCACCAACUCCGCCAUGAGAGCCGGGCACUUGCUGGAUCUGCUGAGGACGCGCGGGAAGAACGGGGCCCUGGCCUUCCUGGAGAGUCUCAAGUUCCACAACCCCGACGUCUACACGCUGGUCACCGGGCUGCAGCCCGACGUGGACGUCAGCGCCUUCAGUGGGCUCAUGGAAACGUCCAAGCUGACCGAGUGCCUGGCCGGGGCCAUCAGCAGCCUGCAGGAGGAGCUGAGCCAGGAGAAGGGGCACAAGGAGGCGUUGGCACGGCAGUGCCAGCGGCUGCAGGAGCGCCUGGGCCACGCCGAGGCGCGUGCCGAGAGCCUGCAGCAGCUGGAGGCGGACCACAGCCGCAUGAAGCGCGAGGUCAGCGCCCACUUCCACGAGGUGCUGAAGCUCAAGGACGAGAUGCUCAGCCUGUCACUGCACCACAGCAACGCACUGCAGGAGAAGGAGCUGGCUACCACGCGCUGCCGCGGCCUGCAGGAGGAGCUGUACCUGAUGAAGCAGGAGCUGCAGCGAGAGCGGCUGUCGGCCUCCUGUGAGCGGGACUUCCGAGAGCGGUCCCUGAAGAUGGCCGGUGGCCUGGAGCCUGGAGCCGAGGAGCUGAGCCGCCUGAAGGAGGAGAACGAGAAACUCCGCUCCCUGACUUUCAGCCUGGUGGAGAAGGACAUUCUGGAGCAGAGCCUGGACGAGGCCCUGGACAGCAAGCAGGAGCUGGUAGACCGCAUCCACUCCCUGAGGGAGCGGGCGGUGGCGGCCGAGAGGCAGCGAAAGCAGUACUGGGAGGAGAAGGAGCAGACCCUGCUGCAGUUCCAGAAGUCGAAGGUGGACUGCGAGAUCUACCGGGAGAAGAUGACCGCCCUGCAGAGCCAGCUGGCCGGGCUGCAGAAGGAGCGGGACCAGGCCUACGCAGCCAGAGACAAGGCCCAGGUGGAGAUCUCUCAGAGCCUGACGGAGAAGGACGCCCUCCGCAGGGAGGUGUUUGAGCUGACCGACCAGGUCUGCGGCCUGCGCCAGCAUCUCCGCAGGCUGCAGGCCGCGUCGCCGCAGCGGCCCAAGCAGGACGCGGGGCCCCGGGAGCCCUAUCGGAGGGAAAAACAGCGGUUGGUGCGCAUGUUCGCCAUCGGCCCGAGGGAUGACAGCGACUGCAGCUCCUCGGAGCCUCAGCUCUGGUCGGACCUGAGCGCCACGUCCAGCCGCGAGCUGGUGGACAGCUUCCGCUCCAGCAGCCCGGUGCCGCCCAGCCAGCUGUCCCUGUAUAAGCGAGCCACAGAGGACCUCUGGGAAGACUCCUGGUCUUUCAGCUUCUCCGAGGUGGACUGGGGAGCCUCCCCGGGAGCUAAGUCGAGCGACACAGACCUGGAUUACGAGAUUGUAGACAGAGCCGACCUUUCGGACUCUGGGAGCACCCCGAAGCUGGUCUCCAGGGGCCUCUGCGUCUCAGCCAGCAGCGUCCCGGUGCGCCGGAGGCCGGCCCGGAAGAUCCUGAGCCAGGUCACGGCGCUGGCCUUCCAGGGGGACGCCUUGCUGGAGCAGAUAAGCGUCAUCGGCGGGAACCUCACGGGCAUCUUCAUUCACCGGGUCACCCCGGGCUCGGCAGCGGACGGGAUGGCCUUGCGCCCCGGCACCCAGAUCAUGAUGGUGGAUUACGAGCCCUCCUUCAAGGCCGUCCUGGAGGACACGACCCUGGAGCAGGCCAUCGGACUUCUGCGGAGGGUGAACGGCUUCUGCUGCCUGUCCGUGAAGGUCAACAUGGAGGGUUAUAAGAAGCUGGUGCAGGACCUGGAAGCCAAAGUGGCCACGUCAGGGGACUCCUUCUACAUCCGGGUCAACCUGGCCAUCGAAGGGCGGGUGGAGGGGGAGCUGCAGGUGCACUGCGGCGACGUCCUGCACGUGACCGACACCCUGUUCCAGGGCCGCGGCUGCUGGCGCGCCCACCGCGUCAGCCCCUACAGCACCCAGGACACGGAGCGCGGCACCAUCCCCACCUACGCCCGGUGA